CUCUCCUCCCCAUGCAUAGGACCAUCUUGGCUUUCCUACUCGUCAAGUCUUAAGAGUUGCCAGGUGCUGUGUUGAUCCAUGACCCUUCAGGGACAUCUGGUUGCUUCUCAACCCUGAGCGGCUGCCAAAGAUCACUGCCUGCCUCAUCUGGGAUGGAUGCUCCAGACCUUGUAUGACUACUUCUGGUGGGAACGACUCUGGCUGCCGGUGAACCUAACCUGGGCUGAUCUAGAAGACAGAGAUGGACGUGUCUAUGCCAAAGCCUCAGACCUCUAUGUCACACUACCCCUGGCCUUGCUCUUUCUCAUCAUUCGAUACUUCUUUGAGCUUUAUGUUGCUACACCCCUGGCUGCUCUCAUGAAUGUUAAGGAGAAAACCCGACUGCGGGCCCCGCCCAAUGCCACCUUAGAGCAUUUCUACCUGACCAGUGGCAAGCAGCCCAAGCAGGUGGAGGUAGACCUUUUGUCUCGGCAGAGUGGGCUCUCUGGACGCCAGGUGGAACGCUGGUUCCGCCGCCGCCGCAACCAGGACAGGCCCAGUGUCCUCAAGAAGUUCCGAGAAGCCAGCUGGAGAUUCACGUAUUACCUGAUUGCCUUUGUUGCUGGCAUGUCUGUCACUGUGGAUAAACCCUGGUUCUAUGACUUGAGAAAGGUUUGGGAGGGAUAUCCCAUACAGAGCAUCCUCCCUUCUCAGUAUUGGUACUACAUGAUCGAACUUUCCUUCUACUGGUCCCUGCUCUUCAGCAUUGCUUCUGACGUCAAGCGAAAGGAUUUUAAGGAACAGAUCAUCCACCAUGUGGCCACCAUCAUUCUCCUCAGCUUCUCCUGGUUUGCCAAUUACGUCCGAGCAGGGACCCUCAUCAUGGCUCUGCAUGACUCUUCUGACUCCCUGCUGGAGUCCGCCAAGAUGUUUAACUACGCGGGAUGGAAAAACACUUGCAACAACAUCUUCAUUGUCUUCGCCAUCGUGUUCAUCAUUACUCGGCUGGUUAUCAUGCCCUUCUGGAUCCUGCACUGCACGCUGGUAUACCCACUGGAGCUCUACCCUGCCUUCUUUGGCUAUUACUUCUUUAACGUCAUGAUGGCAGUGUUGCAGAUGCUGCAUAUCUUCUGGGCUUACUUCAUUUUGCGCAUGGCCUACAAGUUCAUAACUGGAAAGCUGGUAGAAGAUGAACGCAGUGACCGAGAAGAAACGGAGACCUCAGAGGGGGAGGAGACUGCAACUGGGGCAGGAGCAAAGAGCCGGCUCCUAGCCAAUGGCCAUCCCAUCCUCAAUAACAACCAUCCUAAGAAUGACUGAGCCACUGUCCUAGCUGCCUCGCACAUUAAUACAUGAAGCCAAGAAACUAGCCAACCCUCCCUUUAGGGAUAUUUGAGCUCUGGGGAGAAAGGAUAUAAGGAGGCGUCUGCACCGACCCUCCUCAUUUCUUUUGUCACUCAGUUGCCUUUAAGCCAGACUAACCAGCUUAUCUCCAUUGGAGAAGAGGCUUGGUUGGUUAUAUCCUGUUUGAGGGGGGAUGGUCUUAUUUCCCUCUCCAUCUUCCAAGCUACUUUUUCUCUUGCUAAACCUUCCUGAGCUCUGAGGGUUGAAGUCAUAACUCACAUUCCUUAUUAAUAAUUUGGAGCUAGCUGUUUGCCUCUGACUCCCUGACUUCAAGCCAGGGUCGUGCCUUAUUGUCCCUUCUCUGGGCCUCAUUCUGCCAAAGCUGGACCAAGGUUCCACCUUUCUAAGCUCCCUAGCUCAGGCCAAAAAUGAAAGCUGAGCUACUUUUAACUUUUGCUCUUCCUUAAACACCAGUUAAUUAAGUGAAGGAGGGUACACCUGCCCCUCACCUGACCCCAGGGACCACGGAUCCAGGAUCUCACUGCCUCCCUUCUCUGGCCUCUUUUCCCUCCCUUCAGCUAAAACAAGCUGGUGUGGAGUAGAAAGGAAACUAGUUUUGUUAUUUAUUGAACAUUUGGGGGUUUCAGUUUUAAAGCCAGAACUACAGCUAGGACCUAGCAUUUUGGCGAGGGACCGUUUCAGACCAAAAUGUACUGUUAAUUUUUUUUUUAAUUAAAGUAUAUUAAAGGUUAAAUAAAACAUGA
This is a messenger RNA of Psammomys obesus (fat sand rat), 2087 nucleotides long. RefSeq names its product ceramide synthase 2 (gene Cers2). Gene Ontology annotation, molecular function: sphingosine N-acyltransferase activity; DNA binding. Lineage: Eukaryota; Metazoa; Chordata; Mammalia; Rodentia; Muridae. Bases 157 to 1299 code for a protein of 380 amino acids. The record is from RefSeq and is a predicted model, not a curated record. Gene Ontology annotation, cellular component: membrane. The transcript is spliced from 11 exons. Gene Ontology annotation, biological process: ceramide biosynthetic process.